CUGGGAUUCAGCCACUUUUUCACUGCAGGCAUGGGAACAAAGCUCCAAUUUGCAAUUAAUCCUUUAGCUCUCUCUCCAAGCAACAAUUUUUCUGGGAGUUACUUGGAAGAUUGGGACUACUUGCAGAAUACAGAACAAAAGGGCAACUUAAGGACAGCUGGUUUUGACAAGGCUUACAGUUCAAUGGAGAGGAUGCCUGAAUGCCAGAGCAUAGAAUCAAUUAAGAAGACAAUACUCCUUCAUGAAGAAAUCUUCAAACACCAGGUCAGGGAACUUCACAGGCUUUACACUGUUCAAAUGAGGCAAAUGAAUGAACUGAAAAAUGAGAUGAAACAGAAUAGAAUUUGGGGUGGAGUAACUGGCCCAAGUACUAAACCCUCCCACUUUGCUAAUCAACGUCAACCAUUAGAGAGUAUUGGUUAUGAUCCACACGUCCACGUCCAGAGUUCGAGAGAUGAUCUAAGAUCAAGGGAAAGGAGCAGUGGCUGCUCCGGUGAUACAUCAAUAAUGAUAAAGGGAUUCGACCUUGAAAGACCUGCAGAAGAUAUGUCAACCGGAGUUCGUGCUUCUGAAGAUGACCAUGCAGGAGCAGGGUCGGGCUGCCAAAGAAUCGGGAUAAACAGUAAGACGAGCAUGGAUGGAGUUGAAGAAGAGAGUGAAGUAGAGCUGACCUUGAGCAUUGGAUGUACCGGCAGAAUGAGAUCAAAAGUUCACCAGCAGCAUUGCAGCAUACGAUUAGGCGGCUCUGAGCCUAAUCAUUAUGAGUUCAAGGAUUUCGGUUUUUCUGCCUCGAUCAAAACAGAUAGCGACGAACGCGUUGACCCCAACAGUACCAUGAGCAGUUCUAUUGCAACAUUUAAUCAAGAAAGUAAGCAGCCGCAUUGGCUUUUCCAUGGUCAAAACUUGAAUCGAACAUGAUUUUUUUUUUCAUGUAUGUUGUCCAUUAUUGACAUUUGAACAUCACGGUGUUCGAGUAAUAGCAACAAUCUCUCUCCACAUAAAAAUAAAAUUACAUAUAUCUAAUUUUUUCUAAACUCUGUAAUGCAGUAAGAUACCCUUAUGUACCCAUUAGUUUAACACAUUUUUGUUUAUUGGGACGCCUAACUUCAUUGAUGCAUUAUCUUUUUCAGAGCUGAUGAAUAAGGCACUCAUUUGCUUUCGAACAUUGAUGUAAAUAUAUCAACUGCAUCAACUGUUACAUCAAUCUUUUAUUGAAAAUUUUCAUUGUCUACUGUUUGGCCUCACUGCCA
This is a messenger RNA of Ilex paraguariensis (yerba mate), 1250 nucleotides long. The record is from the annotation of a GenBank genome assembly. Lineage: Eukaryota; Viridiplantae; Streptophyta; Magnoliopsida; Aquifoliales; Aquifoliaceae.